Closterium sp. Naga37s-1 is the source of this 1332-nucleotide messenger RNA. The record is from the annotation of a GenBank genome assembly. Lineage: Eukaryota; Viridiplantae; Streptophyta; Zygnematophyceae; Desmidiales; Closteriaceae.
AUGAUCAUGUCACGGAGCCUGCAGCGCGCCGCGGGCCCGCUGGGGCGACGCAUCAUGGAGGUGGGCGCAGCGUCCCAGCCGCUCUCAUGGCGGCGCCACCGUGGCUGUGGAUCGCAGCUUGCGUGGCCGUUGUUCUGUGCUGGCUCCUCGUCACCAGUGCCCCGGCUCAUCAUGAGAAAUCUUCGCUCCUCUCACGUAGUCCUGCUGCUACCCUUUUCCCUCCUUGGCCAUCCAUCCUCAAACCCCCAGGCGGCCAACAGCCAGCUCCAGGACCCCUCCCCUCUCAUAUGGUCUCCCUUUGCGGGGGAACGGCCUGGCUGUAUUCUCACCCUAGACACGCGCUACAGUCCUGAAGGCGUGCAGGCAGUAGAGGCAGCUGUAGCACAACUGAUGAGGAACCUUGGGAUAGGAGAAAAAGGGGACGGGGGUGGGCCCGGUGGGGGGCGGUUAGUGCAAAAGGGAAGGAAGCUUCGCGCAAUGGAGGAUGCUGUUGCGCAGCUGGUGAGGCGCUUGGGGAUGUGGGGGGAGGGAGGAGGCAAAGGCGGAGGGGAAGUGAGGGGAGAAUGGGUAAGGGAAGUGGAACGGGAGGGAGACGGGCCGAGGGAAGGGUUGACCUUGGGAGGAGAAAGAGAGAGAGGUACAAGGGAAGGGGGGAUGAAGGAGGGUGGUUGGAGAAAAGGGGGAGGAAGGGGAGGAUAUCAUGGGGCAGAGGACGAGGGAGGCGGCUUGUUGUUUGAUGAGGUGAAACGGGAUGACGACGCUGUUGGCCUCCAGGAAGGGCUAGGAAGCGAGUCAGAGGGGGGAAGUGACACAGUGGAAAGGGGGGAAAGGGGACGUGAACUGUUUGCAGGAGAGGACGAGGUGGGUGAGGUGUGGAGGCGGUUCUACGAGAGUCUUCCCAAGCUGCUGGAUGGCAAUGGCAGGGAGCAGCUCUACAAGUUCCCCAUCUGGCUCGCUCUAGCUGUCAACAUACAGUUUCCACAUUCCAUCUUCCCUUCCCCCCACAUUCCAUGUUCCCUUCCCCCCACAUUCCAUGUUCCCUUCCCCCCACAUUCCAUGUUCCCUUCCCCCCACAUUCCAUGUUCCCUUCCCCCCACAUUCCAUGUUCCCUUCCCCCCACAUUCCAUGUUCCCUUCCCCCCACACAUUCCAUGUUCCCCCCACAUUCCAUGUUCCCCCCACAUUCCAUGUUCCCCCCACAUUCCAUGUUCUCCCCAACCCCACAUUCCAUGUUCCCCCCACAUUCCAUGUUCUCCCCAACCCCAUAUUCCAUGUUCCCCCCACAUUCCCUUCUUCUGCUCACAUUCUGGCUGUAUGCAUGACGGCAUGCUGA